ACAACUGUCAGAUCCUGGAGAGCGGACGGGUAGUUACGACAGUAUACAUGGUAUAGGAAGUUGCCUUUCACUUUCUUCAACAUUAGAAAGAGUCCGUCCGAGAAAAACCCACGGGAUAUUGUCAUCAUGAAUUCUACUUCAGGUAUUCCCACUCUGUACACGACUAUGGACUAUUCAUCGAAUAAUUUGAUUUCAUCUGGGAAAGAGUUCGAGACGAGUGACGACGUGACAGCCGUUACUCUUACCUAUUACAUUCUUGUGUUGAUUCUUGGAAUUCCUGCUAAUACUGUCAUCAUCCAAUCUAUUGCGUGGAAGAAGCGGAAGACGAGCACAGACAUCUUUAUCCUAGUUCAAGCCAUUGUCGACUUCGUCGCUUGCAUCUUCUCCCCUGCAUUUAUCAUCCGGGCUGCAUUUCCAGAGCUGAGGAGCAACGGUUUGUGUAAAGUAGCAUCACUUGCCGAAAAUUCAACCGCAUUUGCCUCAAUAUUCCUGACCACUGUAAUCAGCAUCGACCGUUACAUAGCUGUAUGUCGUCCGUUAAGGCGACGAAUGACUGUACGAAUGUCCAUUUUAAUUGCGAUCCUAUGUACGGUUAUCCCAACCAUUGGUAACAUACCAGUUUCUAUCUUUACUGAUGCUAAGUACGUCAAAGCCAUCAGACAGGGUUUCUGCUCCGUUAAAGUCUCACUCCUCUUGGUUACAACAAUUACAGUGUUGGUGUUGUUUCUUAUGUCGCUCAUGAUAAAUACUGUUCUUUACACCCUGGUCUACAUGGCCUUACGAAAGAGGGUAAAGAUUCAUGCCGAUCUAACGAGAAAUGAUGCCGUUGCUGUCGCCACGAUUAGUUCGCGAUCAUGCAACUGCAAUGGCAUUGGUAAUGUGCAAGAAUUCAACUCAAGGGAAACCCAUACAGCUCUGGUAGAAGGAAACGAUAGAGACGGAACAUCAGUUGAUGGUAAGGAGAGCAAGUUUGGAGCGAAUCAUAUUUCCUUAGGCCUACACUCUAGGAGAUCAGGAUGUUCAAAGACCACUGUCUUGCCUUCGGUCUCCUGCUUAAAUACCACUGAUACGGAUUCAUCUCUGGAAAGUACAUUUUCUCGUCCGCCAAAGGAAAGUCGAAGAAAACCCCUUCAUUCGGCAACAUCAUCUCCAAAAUCGAAUCGUUUGAAACACGGAAGUAUGAACCGAAUCAAGAAUUUAAAAAAUAAGAAAGAUAGCGAUUAUGGACGAAAGACGACCCGGAUGCUCCUUAUCAUAACGAUAUACUUUUUCGUAACGUGGACUCCAAAGAUUGUAUUUCCCAUGAUUCCGCUCUCCGUUAUCCAAAUGAGUAGUCAUAUUCGGGGAUAUUUUGCACUCAUCCAGAUCCUCUACAAUCUUAGACUAACCAACCACGUCAUCAACUUCUUCGUCUACUAUUUGGUCAGCACAACUUUCAGAAGAGACGUAAAAGGGUCGUUUAGAAAAUACAGAUGCAGCAAGUAAUUGGUCAUGAUAGGAGAUAAUCUAUAUGUAUGAAUGUGAUAUUAAUAAAUCAAUAAAAUUAUUUAAAAAAAAAUCGUUGUUGGUAAACGCAUCUUCCUACAGAAACAUAAUUUACAAACCAUAGA
Lytechinus pictus (painted urchin) is the source of this 1610-nucleotide messenger RNA. Its product is annotated as cholecystokinin receptor-like. The transcript has a single exon. The coding region runs from base 127 to 1485 and encodes 452 amino acids. The record is from RefSeq and is a predicted model, not a curated record. Gene Ontology annotation, cellular component: plasma membrane. Gene Ontology annotation, biological process: neuropeptide signaling pathway. NCBI's taxonomy places the organism in Eukaryota, Metazoa, Echinodermata, Echinoidea, Temnopleuroida, Toxopneustidae. Gene Ontology annotation, molecular function: neuropeptide receptor activity.